Molecule: messenger RNA, 1208 nt
Organism: Zingiber officinale
Lineage: Eukaryota; Viridiplantae; Streptophyta; Magnoliopsida; Zingiberales; Zingiberaceae
Product: peptidyl-tRNA hydrolase, mitochondrial
Exons: 9
Coding region: 317-1009 (230 amino acids)
Molecular function (GO): peptidyl-tRNA hydrolase activity
Source: RefSeq, a predicted model, not a curated record
GCAGUGCCACUGCCCUCAUCGCCCGUGGCCGCAGCCACCACCCUCCCCCUUUUGGGCACUCCCGGCCGGCGACCGCACCACGCCCUCUCCUCUUCGUCAUCUCAACUCCCCGAUCCUGUCUUCGGCGAGAGGUCAAGAUCCUCGCCGCUACUACACGAGCUUCUCCCGGCCGGCAGCCGGAGCCCCCCUCCUCGACCGGCUUUUCCGCUUGCCUUCCCCUCUUCCGACGCACGCAUACGAGGAGGUGCUUGAGUUCGUGGAGGGCCUUGUCAAGUGCGCUCAGCUCCCGGCGCCUUUUAGAUUAUUACAGGCACAAAUGAGCGCAUACAAAUCAAUGUUUCUCCAUUGCAAGCUCCUCAGACGUUCAUUCUGCACUACUGCCUCUUCUUCAAACUGUGUCCAGCCUUGGCUCUUAAUUGGCCUUGGAAAUCCUGGAGAAAAGUACCAAGGCACGAGGCAUAAUGUUGGUUUUGACAUGAUCGAUGCAUUUGCCCAGGUACAGGGCAUUCCAAUGCCAUCCAUUCAUUUCAAAGCCCUUUUUGGUGAAGGGAUGGUUGGGGGCACACCUGUUCUCCUUGCAAAACCACAGACUUACAUGAAUAUUAGUGGUGAAUCGACUGGACCACUUGCAGCAUAUUACAAACUUCCCCUAAAUCGGAUAAUUGUGAUGUAUGACGAUAUGGACUUACCGUGUGGUGUGCUUCGGAUACAACCUAAAGGAGGGCAUCAGCGUCACAACGGGUUGAAAAAUGUGAUCUAUCACUUCAGAGGUAACAGAGAAUUUGGCCGACUAAGAAUUGGAAUAGGUAGACCACCAGGCCAAAUGGAUCCCAAGGCUUUUCAGCUCCAAAAGUUCAAUAAAUCAGCACGGGAGAGGAUCGAUGUUGCAUUGCAAGAAGGGGUUGAAAUCCUGAAGACACUCUUAACGAAAGGCUUAACAGAAUGUGUAAGAUCCACCAACACACAUCAGAAAUACAAACACUUGAGAGUCCAGAAUUUACCAGUGUAAGCCUUCGAAUUCCAUCAAUACUGGUGAAGAAAAUGUGCUUUAUGUUGCAUUCAUUCUGAAGCCAAAAAAAAAAAUGGAGAUCAAAAUAAUAUAACUGCCUUAUUCCUCAAACUUAAAUCUUGUGUGGCAAAUUAAAGAUUCUCUUUAGUUUAACAAAAACAUAUCUAAAAAUAAUAUAUAAUAUAUAAGUUCUCCAAAA